AAAGCCCUGCCCAUUUUCAACCACAAUGGAGUCUAUAGAGAUUUACUCCCCUACUACUAAUUCUUACCUUUAAAUUAAUUCGGGUUAUAUUCAGCCUAUAUUUCCCGUUCAUUGCGAACAGUGGUUUGACAUUUCUGGCUCAAUUGCAGCUUCUAAAAUACUAUAUAUUUUCUUAGCUGACUUCAAUCAGGAAGUUGUUUCAGGCUAUGUAGCACUAAUCUCAUUUUGUCAUUCAAACGCUGCAUUUUUGUUUGGGGGAAAACGACCAACUAAAUUAAGGCAUGACUGAGUAUAAGCUUGUUGUGGUGGGUGCUGGAGGUGUGGGGAAGAGUGCCUUAACUAUCCAACUCAUCCAGAAUCACUUUGUGGAUGAAUACGACCCCACCAUCGAGGACUCGUACAGGAAGCAGGUGGUGAUUGACGGAGAGACGUGUCUGCUGGACAUCCUGGACACAGCAGGUCAGGAGGAGUACAGUGCCAUGAGGGACCAGUACAUGAGGACAGGGGAGGGCUUCCUCUGUGUGUUCGCCAUCAACAACAUCAAGUCCUUUGAGGACGUUCACCUGUACAGAGAACAGAUCAACAGAGUGAAGGACAGUGACAGUGUGCCUAUGGUGCUGGUGGGGAACAAGAGUGACCUGGGGAGUCGCAGCGUGGAGAGCAGGCAGGCCCAGGAGCUGGCCCGUGGCUACGGUGUGCCUUUCGUGGAGACCUCCGCCAAAACCAGACAGGGAGUGGAGGAGGCGUUCUACUCUCUAGUCAGGGAGAUCAGGAGGUAUAAGGAAACCAACCGCAGCAACAAGAAGAGCAAGAAAAGCACUCAGAGACGUUGCACCAUUCUAUAACACCACACACACUGCACAUAGCCCUAUAACCCCUUCACACACUGCAGUUCCUUUACGACAUGAGAGACGUCACCUCUCGUAUUGACAGUGGAUCCGGAAUGGUGAACGCAUCAAGUUCCACUUUCUGUCAUUAGUGUCGUCGCCGUAGUAACGUAAACUUCACUUCCUGUUGCUUGUCAUUGGCUGCUCCAUUAGUAUUGUGACUUCAGUUUAUCCACGUUGUUUUUUGACAGUUGUAACAAGAAAGUAGAUGUUGUAGCAUUGAGGGGAUUUAUAGACUGGGUUUAAAGCCGCCAUAUUUGGGAUGUCUUCGGUUGGUUUAAAUAUGAACGUCACUUUACUGCCCCUAGUGGUAAACGUCUCUUAGGGAAGUAAUUCAUUCAUUGAUUAAUUAAUGGCCCAAGUCACAUAGCUACACAUUCCAAAUGAUCAUCUUGUUUCUUUUUUCACCAUGGGGGGGAAAAAAGCCAUUUUGGUCUUUGCCAACAUGUGUUCUGCAUUGUAAGAAGCCAGUGUAGGCUAGCUAUUCAUGCAUUCCAAGUUAGUUUUCUCUUCAAUAUUUACACACAGAAGUGGCUAUCUCUGUUACUGUCUUUUAAACGCCUCAGCAGUGUUGUAACAGAGAAGGUAUUUUGGUCCUCACUAGCCUCACCAAUCUCUCGUUUUCUGUAUAUAUAUAUUUUUAUCCAAUCACUGAGAGUCGAAGGCCACCGCUCUCUAUUGUGUCAUUAGGCAGUGUUUACACAGGCAGCCCAAUUCUGAUCUUUUGCCCAAUUAUUGGCAAAAGAGCUGAUCUGAUUGGUCAAAAGACCAGUUAGUGGGAAAAUAUCAGAAUUAGGCUGCCUGUGGAAACAUGGCCUUAUACUGUUGCCAUUUCUAUAGGAUCAUGUCCAAUUAUUUAGGCUAGCUGUUCAGUUCAGUGUCCUACUAGCUUGAGUUCCGUUUAUACUGUAAAGUUGUGUACAUUAACAUGUUUAUUGUGAAUUCUGAACGCCAGACUCCAUUUUGAUGUCCGUCAUGUGGUAUUAUUUCAGAUACAGAUUCUGGCUGUGUUCCAAUGUCCAUGCUAGCAUACUCCUUAGUGCAUGCCCAAUAGCUUCAUGCUAAGUGGCAUCAUGAUUUAGUGGUCAAGAAUUUGAGCUGAAGGAUCCCAAAACUCAAUUGGCCUUUGCAAAUGAGUAAUGUUUAAUUGGGGAAUAUCUCUAGCUUUUUACAUUCUUAAUAGCUGAAGACGGGGACUUUUUUGCAAGAGGUUGAAAUAGAACGUGUCAGAGAAAACGUGAUGAUUCUCUUAUGUAGAGCUCGAAACAGCGUUCAUUCUAUACGUAUUUCAAUCUGCAACGUUUUAAAUAUUUCAGUCCACAGAUAUCUGAAGUGUUAGACAAGGGAAUCGGGGGACAAAAACAGGUAUUUAAACACACUGAAAUGUGUCAGACCAACACUUUGAGUGAAAAAAUGCUGUUUUAUUGGUUGGAAGUAUUCUAAAUGUGGUAAUUGGACACUUUCAAGUCUCAUCCCCAAAUGACUGAUGUAAUAUGUGGGCUGAGAGGUGAACCCACAAUGACCCUGAUGUUGCCAGCAGGAUGAGCUAACUCAACCUCUAGGAAGAAUCCCCCUAAUGUUUCAGUGGUUACUGAGUGUAACCUAUAGGUGUCUAUGGUAGUGUUACAUUGCCCAGGUCGCUGCAGCAAUACCAACGCUCUAAUAGUGUUACUCAACUCUCCGGGAGUGUAGUCCUGCAUCCCCUCACCCCCCUGUUGCACAUUUUUGUUAUAGCCCAGCACUAACACACUUGAUGCAACUGCUCAAGAGCUUGUUGAUAGUUGCAGCAGGUGUGCUACUGUGGUGCUGGACUAAAGUAAACAAUUGUGCAACCCUUAGGGCCCUCAGACUCAACUCUGGACCUCGAAGCCAGUUCUACUGCAAUUUUUUAUUGUUGCCCUCUAAUCAGGGACUGAUUUAGACCUGGGACACCAGGUGGCUGCAACUAAUUCAGGUAGAACAGAAAACCAGCAGGCUCUGGACCUCGUAGGGUAAGAGUUGAAUACCCCUGCCCUAGGGGGACCCAUGACAGGAGUUAAGCAACACUGCUAGAAUACGUUCCACUUUUAGAGACCAUACUGCCAGUGUACUGAGUUGUACUACCCCUUCAUACCCCUGGUCCAGUCACUUUAAGGUUGUUUCAUUAAUAAAGUGGCUUUUGGCUA
Messenger RNA from Coregonus clupeaformis (lake whitefish), 3052 nucleotides. RefSeq names its product GTPase KRas. Gene Ontology annotation, molecular function: GDP binding; GTP binding; GTPase activity. Gene Ontology annotation, biological process: Ras protein signal transduction. Gene Ontology annotation, cellular component: plasma membrane. The coding region runs from base 282 to 845 and encodes 187 amino acids. NCBI's taxonomy places the organism in Eukaryota, Metazoa, Chordata, Actinopteri, Salmoniformes, Salmonidae. The record is from RefSeq and is a predicted model, not a curated record. The transcript has 5 exons.